Molecule: messenger RNA, 719 nt
Organism: Telopea speciosissima
Lineage: Eukaryota; Viridiplantae; Streptophyta; Magnoliopsida; Proteales; Proteaceae
Product: CRIB domain-containing protein RIC4-like
Exons: 3
Coding region: 103-585 (160 amino acids)
Source: RefSeq, a predicted model, not a curated record
UGAGUUCACAUAUUCCCGAACCUGAACCCACCACCACAUCCCUUCCUCUUUCUUUGUUCCUCCUCUUUUCUAUUUCUUGUUCCCUGUUCUGUUCAUGAAGAGAUGAGAGAUCGGAUGAAGGGAAUCGCUGUUCUUCCCUUCUCCAUCGGCUGUUUCUCCAAAUCAAGUGUCCGUGUGAGCGCUAACCACCCUAGGAAACUAGAAGCAACUCCAUCUAUAUCAAGAGAACAAGAAGGGGAGAGCAUAUCUGGUGAUAAAAUAAAGAACUUGCUGGCUCUUCCAAAGCGUAACAUCUCAUCCGGGUUACAGAGGUUGAUAAAGAGCUUCAAGAGCUUCUCUCAUAUAUUAGUGUACAAAGAUGAGGUUGAAGAGAUGGAUAUGGAAAUAGGGUUUCCGACGGAUGUGAAGCAUGUGACACACAUAGGAUGGGAUGGUUCUGUCACCACCAACCCCUUGAAGGUCUGGGAUACCCUCAAAGCUCCUGAAAUGAUCUCCCUCCCUAAUAUCUCUCUAAAGCAGUUUGAGUUAGCCAUGGCUGCACAGGCUGAUGCAUCUUUUGCUGUUCGUUCUUCUGUAGUUUCUUAAAACGAUUGUUUAUGAGGAUGAAUGAUAUUUGGUGGUGAUUAUUAAUUAUAGUGGUGAUAAUGUUUUUGGUGAUGGGGUGGACCAGGAAAUGUAUAUUGCGGGAUCAUUUUGGUAAAUUGGAACCUUCUCCACCU